AUGCAUUUCUCCGUCGUCGCCCUCCUCUCCCUCUCCGCCCUCGCUCUUGCGGCGCCGCAGGCCAACGUUGCGCCUACGUGCGGCAGAGAUAGCGACUGCACCAGCUUCUGCAGCGGAGGACCAUGCACGAAGCCGUUCUGCGGGCUGUCUGCUUUUGGUGACGACCGCUGCUUCUGUGGAGGAUGCUAA
Colletotrichum costaricense is the source of this 189-nucleotide messenger RNA. RefSeq lists its product as uncharacterized. The coding region runs from base 1 to 189 and encodes 62 amino acids. The record is from RefSeq and is a predicted model, not a curated record. The transcript has 2 exons. NCBI's taxonomy places the organism in Eukaryota, Fungi, Ascomycota, Sordariomycetes, Glomerellales, Glomerellaceae.